AUGGCUCCCUUUUCUGGGGACGGUGUGCUAUGGCUGUGUCUAGGUGUUUCGCUGUUCUUCGCUGUCCGCGGAAUCGCUACGGAUCUCCGUCAAGUCGUUGAUUUGACGGAAAUCACGCAUAUCGAGAAGGAAGACAAGAUCAUUAGCGAAGGAACAGAAGAAGCCCUCAAAUUAGAUACCCUCCUAAAGCUAUCUCAAAGCACGAACCAUGACCUCCGAGCCGCAUCCCUGCGCAUUAUCUCGGAGAGGUCUUGCAAGGGCGCGACUCGGGACUUGCUUUUAGAGGACUUGGCAUCCAGAGACAAAGUCCCCCAAGCACAAGCUUUGAACGCUUUGAACUUCCUAGUCACCAACCGAGCUCUCACUCGCACUUCGAUAUGUACCCGAAUUGCCGACCUCCCCACCUUCACUGCACUGGUCAAUUGCCUCUGCAAUUUCCUAGAAGAACAUGUGGAGAGAACCACAAGCACCAACUCGCCCAUCCUUCCCAAAACCAGGCCGAUGGGAGAGAAAAAAGCCUUGAAUAUUCUACACGCAUUGCUUCCAGAGAAUGUACCUGCGGCGUUGGAAGCUGGAAUUAUUAGCCGGUGGUUGUGCAGGUACCCUUUUCCAUGCGCGUUGGCUGAGCCUUCUCGUAGACGAGACGUUGUGAUUCUUAUGAAAACCUGGUGGUCCGACGACGUCAUCAUGAGUGGGAUCUUCAGCACACUUUCUUCCCAUCUGGACGGAAUCAAGCAGCUGCGAAAACAUGGAUUGAUGGGCAGCAUGAUCGCAGAGAACGAUCAGGAUGAUGAUGACGACGCGGACAGCGACGUUUGGAUGGUAGAUGCAGAUGAGGCAGGGGGUUCAUUUGGACGAACUCCCUCGCGCAGAUUUCCCGAAGGAAGCGUCGAAGACCAGGCACUACGUCGGCGGAGGAGAGAAGCUAUGGUUCUGAGCGACGGCGGGCGGCCGAUUGGAAGUGACGACAUCAUACAGCGGCCGAUUGAUUGA
Messenger RNA from Penicillium salamii, 993 nucleotides. NCBI's taxonomy places the organism in Eukaryota, Fungi, Ascomycota, Eurotiomycetes, Eurotiales, Aspergillaceae. The record is from the annotation of a GenBank genome assembly.